AUGUUCAGCCCCAACCCUUCGAAAAAGCCGAUGAAGAGCUGUAUGAAAAAGUGUGACAGCUCCAUGUCGUGCUCGUCGACAUCCCAGACGGUUUCUCUGGGGUACAAAAACACCAGCACGGCGUGCUCAUCUUCGUCGGUGGCCACGGACUUCUCCGUGUCGUCCUGUGAGUCUUCCCAGAUGGACAGUCCGUUAUCGUCAUCCGUUUUUUCGUCCCAUAGCACCGUUUCACCCGACUACAUCACCGCCUAUGGCACCAUCACUCCUUCCAUGCACAGCUCGAGUCUCGGCAAGUCUCUGAGCGAUCUGGAGUUGAGCAAGAGCCACCAUCAUCAUCAAGUGGUCGAGACGGAGGAUAGCGACGACACUUUUGAGACCCAGUUUGAAUGUGAGGUGGAAGUGGAGGCCGAGGCAGAAGCCGACGCCGAGGAGGAGGAGCAGCAGCAGCUGCAGGCGGCCAAAAUGGCGCAGCCCGUGACGUCCAAGUAUCCGUACACGUCGUACAGCUACGAGCCGCGGGUGUUUGAGAGUCUGUGUGACGAGAUUGAGCAGGACAACCGAGGUCGAACCGUGCGCCGAGACCAGAAGCGGUACUCAUACCAGCAGCUGUGCCAGCUGAGACAGCAGUUGGAGCUGCUGGAGCGGGCGCGAAUCGCUGGAUUGAAGGGUGGCCCGUUGGACCUGCAUGAUGUUCGGGAGAUGAUUGAUAAGAUGAGGGAGUAG
Yarrowia lipolytica CLIB122 is the source of this 723-nucleotide messenger RNA. RefSeq lists its product as uncharacterized. The record is from RefSeq and is a predicted model, not a curated record. Lineage: Eukaryota; Fungi; Ascomycota; Dipodascomycetes; Dipodascales.